UAUUAUACCAAAUUACUUCAUAAACAUCAUAGCAAACUUAAUACAAUAAAAUACAUCGCAAAAACUAAGCAAAACCUAAUAAUUUCAAGUAAUCUACCGCGAUGUCGACAUUUUGCGACCCUUUCAAGAGACGAAAUGACACCAAACACACACACAGUGACACAAGAAGAAGAAGAGGAAGUGAGCAAGGGUGGAGAUAGGAAGUAUCUUUAUUUUUAUCAUUUUCUCCCACUUCUCCUUCUCCAUGUGGGCUCUGCGGGUCAUGGCAGGCCGGCCAGGCAGAGGGGGCGUGCAGGCAGCAGCGGCAGCGGUGGGGGUGGCCAGGAGGGGCAUGGCAGCAACACAGGCAGCAGAGGGGUACAAAUAUGAGACCCUGGCGGUGACGAAGCCGAGGAAACAUGUGUAUUUGGUGAAGAUUAACAGGCCGGAGAAGUUGAACGCCAUGAAUCUUGUCUUCUGGAGAGAGAUUGGCCAGUGUUUUGAUCAGCUGGGCGACGACACCUCCUGCCGGGCUGUGGUGCUGGGGGCGGAAGGGCGGGUGUUCACGGCCGGCAUUGACCUCAUGGACCUGGCAAGCAUAGGGGCCGCUGCAGAAGGGGGGGACGGGGCAGAUGUGGCCAGGCGCGGCAGAGUCAUUCACAAGGCAAUUCGAGAUUUCCAAAAUUCCUUCAGUGCAUUGGAACGGUGCCCCAAGCCGGUGGUGGCAGCCGUGCACAAUGCAUGCGUGGGUGGUGGUGUUGAUCUGGUGUGUGGUGCUGACAUCCGGUACUGCUCCUCAGAUGCCUGGUUUCAAGUCAAGGAGGUUGAUGUGGGCCUGGCAGCAGACGUGGGUACCCUCCAGAGGCUUCCGAAAGUGGUAGGGGGGCAGAGUCUGGCCAGGGAACUUGUGUUUACAGCACGAAAGAUGUUCUCAGCCGAAGCUCUGCAAUGUGGCUUCAUCUCCAGAAUAUUUGAGUCUAAGGAGAGACUGGAGGAGGGAGCCCUUGAGUUAGCAGCCACCAUCGCCAGCAAGUCUCCAGUGGCUGUGCAGACGUCCAAGAUCGCCCUCAUCCAUUCAAGAGACCAUAGUGUGGAGGAGGGGCUGGACUACAUGGCCAAACUGAACAUGCUGAUGCUACAGAGUGAAGAUGUUAGGAUAGCAGCUAUGGCAAUGAUGAGCAAGGGAGAGAACAAGGCUAUUUUCUCCAAACUGUAAAGAAUUCUGGUGCCUUGGAUGUGACCCAGCCUUCCCUUGCCUCACCCCAGUGCCAAGACAGGGUGAGGUAGGUAGGGGUGUGCUGCAAGGUGCUCAGUAAGGAUGUGACGACUCUGGCGGAGACUUUUGUGACACCUUGUUAUGUUUAGGGGUUUAAAAAGUAGUGUUUUGUGUUUAUCUACUAGGUUCAGAGAGAGAGAGAGAGAGAGAGAGAGAGAGAGAGAGAGGAGAGAGAGAGAGAGAGAGAGAGCCGAGUUAAGGGGGUGGCUUCAGUGCUGUGAGGAACCCUGAGGAACCCCACCUGGUCACUUCAAUGAUAGAAAAUGAGACUCAUUUAGAUUUGUAAAGAAAAUGGGAGACUAAAGAAAAUGAAGGACUGACUUAGAUAUAUAUUGUAAAGAGAUAAAGAAAAUGAGGUUAGAGAUUGAUGUAAGGAAUAAUUUAGAUUUGUAAAGAAAAUGGGAGACUAAAGAAAAUGAAGGACUGACUUAGAUAUAUUGUAAAGAGAUAAAGAAAAUGAGGUUAGAGAUUGAUGUAAGGAAAUUGAAGACUAAGUUAGGGAUUAUUGUAAAGAAAAUGGAAGACUUGAGAGUGUAAAGAAAAUUAAGGGCUAACUUAGGAAGAUUGUGAAGAAAAUUAGGUGACAUUGUAAACUUAGAUUAUUGUAAAGAAAAUGUAAACUUAGAGACUAUUGUAAAGAAAAUGGAAGACUUGAGAGAGAGUAAACAAAAUUAAGGGCUAACUUAGGAAGAUUGUGAAGAAAAUUAAACAAAGGGCUAACUUAGAAAGAUUGUGAAGGAAAUUAAUUAGUGACGUAAAGAAAACGGAAAUGUUAGACUAAGGAAAACGGAAGAUUACUUAGACAAGAAUUACAUAUAUUGUAAUUACUUAUUUUCACACAGUUUAUGCACACAGAUUAUAUAUAUUUAUGUACUGGUGUAAAGUAGAUUAGUAAUUUGUACAGGUAAUUAACACACAAACUGAAAGGGACCUAAUUAUGACCCUGUAUGUAAUUAAUAUAUGUAAUUUGACAAAACGAACAAAAAAUGAAAAGAAAAUGGGAAAAAAAUAUAUUAAUGGUUGGGG
This is a messenger RNA of Scylla paramamosain (green mud crab), 2281 nucleotides long. Its product is annotated as delta(3,5)-Delta(2,4)-dienoyl-CoA isomerase, mitochondrial-like. Bases 245 to 1195 code for a protein of 316 amino acids. Lineage: Eukaryota; Metazoa; Arthropoda; Malacostraca; Decapoda; Portunidae. Gene Ontology annotation, molecular function: delta(3,5)-delta(2,4)-dienoyl-CoA isomerase activity. The transcript is spliced from 7 exons. Gene Ontology annotation, cellular component: mitochondrion. The record is from RefSeq and is a predicted model, not a curated record.